AUGAAUUCCACCAGCUCGACCUCGACUGUGGCGCCUGAGACGGGCCAACCCCCCAACCGUACAGCGGCCUCGGCGGACGCUAGCGCCAGCAGUGCCCCCGAACCCUGCGCCCACGGCCACUAUCAGUCGCCGCGAGACAGCGGCCUCAUCAGCGACGCCGUCACCACCACCACCACCACCACCACAGCUGGGAACAAGGCCAGGGAAAGAGACACGCACCACACGACGCACCGCCAACACCACAAUUCAUCCAAGCUGCCGGCCUUCCGCUUUGCAGACUUGAAGCGGGAAACACUGGCACUGCCGGCCCUUUUGCAACACCAAAUGCCCCCUUCGCCUGUUUCGCCCGACCCAGACCACCUGCAGACCUCAAACGACCCCACCGAGCUACCGCAGCCAGAUCUGCACCAGGUGCAGCAGAGCCACCAGGGUCAGACCGGCCAGACCAACCCCGUGUCGACAGCGACUCAACGCCAACGCCAAACACCUGCAGAACAUCUGCCGCCACCCACCCACCAUCCCUAUCACCAUCAUCAACCACAACAAAGCACCCCCGCCGCUGCGUCACCGCCUUCUGCGCCCGUGACAUCAACAUCGGCCGCCGAGUCGUCCGGCUCAUCGUCGGCCCCAUCCUCAGCGAGGACCUCAGCAUCCCUCAAUCCCCCCACCAGCCCCGGUCGAUCUCGCGCAUCCUCCGAUCAGACGCCCGCAACAUCGACCCAGAUCACGCCCUCCGCCACCGCCGCCACUACACCGAGGCGGCCCGCAUCCUACCCAGACUCGCCCUCCAAGGACAGAGACCAACAGGCAAACGCCAGCGCGGCUCCCUCAUCCUCUACGAUCAUCGCGCGAUCCAAGCAGCGUCGUGCGCCCGCCUCGUUCAGUUCAGACGGGCACGAACCGCGACCGAAUGCGAACACGCCCGCCAUAAUCCGACGAUCCAGCGCCGGCACGCCCUCGACCAAGGACUGGGCCCAAGGACAGCGCGAGCUACUUCUGCCCAAGUCUCUUCAAGACAAACCUGCAGAUGACAAGAAGAAGCCGACGUCACGUCCACCAGUAUCGUUCCGGCCGCCGAGAAACGACGGUUCAUCAGGCCGCACCGCCAUCCCGCCCAUUCGCUCAUUCCGCUCUUCGGGGUCCCGGAAGAGCCUGCAACUCGAUAUGAAUUUGCGCGGCCUCCGCGACGAGUCGGACGACGCGUCCGAGGCUGACCAGCAUGAUCGCACACUACGCGCCCUUGAGGGAAGAUCCGACGACCACUAUUCGCAGAUGACGCCGCCCGACUCGGCUGGUGUCGCCCCCGAGGAGAACACGGGGGAUCUGUUCAUGCGCAUCGCCGGGGAAGAGUCAACACGUCGAGCGCCUGAGCCGGCCAGGCCGGUCGAGGAACAAACCGCAGCCACACGUUUGAUCCGCUCAACCCAGCGGCGCCCUUUAUCAGCAGCCAUACCUUCUUACCAGGCUGCCUCUCCACCACAAAUACCGCGGAGAUUAUCAGACCAGCGCGAGAAUUCGCGAGCGAGCACGCAGAGAGACGUCGCGCCUGCUCAACAGUCAACCCGAGAGCUGGCUCGCCGGGCCGUAUCUAGGAUCGAGACGCCGCGGACAGCUCGAUCUGUCGUUUCUUCAGCGAGACCUUCGCCUAGCACGCCCAGAUCUGCUGGCUUCCAUGACUCGCCGGUCGACAAUAUGUCUACGUAUGCGCGAAGACGGUCGUCGGUGACAGAAGGCGGCUCCUGGGUGCCUGGACGAUCCAGUUCCCAUCGGACGCCCUACGGCUUCGCCAAGAAUUACAACUCAUCACCACUGGUGCCUCGAAGCGCUGAUCCGACCAAGCUGGACGCCCACGACGGACACCACGGUCGAGAAGGCACCGAGUCGACUGCGUCAACGGCGGCGCCGUCUACUGUAUGGGACGAGCUUGAUGAUCUCAAGUCGCGUUUGCACCGGCUCGAGCUGACCGGCAAGCUCCCGCCAACUUCUGGAGCGGCCAUGUCCCGAGCAUCCGACGACAGGCCGGCGACAGCCACUACGAAUGCAACGACGCUGUCAGGGUCGCCGAAGCGCACCUCUGGCGGUCAAGCCCAAGCAGAAGCAGCCAGCACCACAUCCUCGCAACGCGAGUCGCAACCUAUUCUGAUCUCAGCCCUUUCCAAAGUGAAGACGCACCUGAACGCAGAUGUGUAUGGCGCCAUCGAGUCGGCCGCCACUGAGGCCUUGUCCUUGUCACAUAUGAUGGGCGGUGUCGGCCAGCCUGGACCGAUCUCCAGCGGAGCGAGCACCAUUGGAGUGGGCGGCACAGCGACUGUGACGGACCGCCAACUGCGAAGAAAGGCCGAAAGCAUCUGUCGAAGUCUUACCGAGUUGUGCCUCGCUCUGAGCGACGAAGCCGCUCAGAAAAAGACACCGCAGGUCUCAACCCCGCGAGAGAAAGAGGGCACACCCCUUCUCAGCCCUACUCUUAACAAGACCUUCGCAGGCUUGCCUCCAGUGCGACGUCCACCCCAGCCUACUGAACUGGCCAUACCGAAAUCAGCUACCAGCCCAAGAGCAGCAACGAGAGUCGAAGACAGGAGAUCUAGCCUAUUGAUGUCCCCGGCUAUCGCUACGCCCCGGUUUGCUCUCUCUCCGAACGCGCCCUCUGAAGCCGCAGGACGAAGGUCGUCAUUACUGGUCUCCCGGACUCGACGCGCAGGCACCGAGGAACCAGAGGAGCAGUCUGGUCGAAAAUCCACGUUCCUCAGGACUCGACGCGCGGGGACUGAGGAGCCCGAGGAAGGGCGCAAGUCGUCGUUGCUCCUGCGCCCGCGGAAAGGAACAAACGACGAUGAUGACGACGGUUCCCGGUUCCGGGCUCCGUCUCGGGCAGCUACCGAGGUAGCGGGGUUGAGGACCGUGCCUCGCGAGCAGCCAGCCCAACAACCCAUGCCGUCGAUAGAGACAGCUUCGCCAAGUGCUUCGGCACUGCCUCGGCGGCGACUCCUGUCGUCCACCAUCACGUCUCGCCUCGCUCUCCCGUCCAUCUCGUCCCAACGGCGGUUCCUCGACCGGUCUACACCAGAACGGGACACCAACAGUGUCGUCGAGAAACUGGCCGAGGACCGCGGGCAGCGACAGUUCUCACUGGGACAGACGGCCAUGCUCAACCGGACCAGCAGCAUCAGCAGGAGGCGCGAGAGCGCGAUCCCCAGCUUGUCCGGGACGGCCUCCCAACUCGGGUCACACAGAUAA
This is a messenger RNA of Thyridium curvatum, 3234 nucleotides long. RefSeq lists its product as uncharacterized. The coding region runs from base 1 to 3234 and encodes 1077 amino acids. The transcript is spliced from 2 exons. The record is from RefSeq and is a predicted model, not a curated record. NCBI's taxonomy places the organism in Eukaryota, Fungi, Ascomycota, Sordariomycetes, Thyridiales, Thyridiaceae.